Molecule: messenger RNA, 4948 nt
Organism: Haliotis rubra (blacklip abalone)
Lineage: Eukaryota; Metazoa; Mollusca; Gastropoda; Lepetellida; Haliotidae
Product: importin-5-like
Biological process (GO): protein import into nucleus
Cellular component (GO): cytoplasm; nucleus
Molecular function (GO): nuclear import signal receptor activity
Source: RefSeq, a predicted model, not a curated record
CGGGAAUUCAAGCGAGGUCAAGGGUUACAGUACAUGCCAAGUAAAAAAUGGCUGCCGAUUUGGCACAAUUCGAUUUAUUACUUCAGUCUCUUUUGAGCCCUGAUAACAACACAAGAACACAAUCAGAGCAAGCAUAUGAGGGUAUUCCAAUCCAAAGUCGUCUGGAAUUCCUGAUCCGCACUGUACGAAACACAGACACGUCCAUUGAGAUAAGGAGCUUGGCAAAUGUUCUGCUACGACGCUUGUUCACGUCCAAUUUUGAAGAGUUUUGGCCUCAAGUGAGUGAAGAGCUUAAAAAUGCUGUCAAGAAGGAAAUGCUGCUGGCUGUCCAAGAAGAGUUGACUCCCCCUGUCAGGAAAAAGGUCUGCGAUGCCCUGGCUGAACUGGCUAGGAAUAUGAUAGAUGAGGAAAACAACAUGCUGUGGCCUGACUUCCUCAAGUUUCUGUUUGAGUGCGCCAACUCACAGGACCCGGGCUUGAGAGAGAGCGCUCUCCAUAUAUUCACUGUGGUGCCAGGAGUGUUUGGGAACCAGCAGACUCACUACAUUGAGGUGAUCAAGCAGAUGCUGGGACAGAGUCUCCUGGACCGGGAACACACUCAGGUUCGGUUUGAAGCAGUGAAGGCAACUACAGCGUUCCUCAAUGCCAAUGACAAGGAGCAGGGCUUGUUGAACCACUUCCGGGACCUGUUGCCUGGUGUCGUGCAGGGUGUUGUGGAGAGUGUGAACCAACAGGAGGAUGAUGCGCUACUCAAAUGUAUGAUCGAACUGGCAGAGAACGUCCCAAAGUACCUGCGUCCCCAGCUGGAGAGCAUCAUUCCUUUGUGUCUAAAGGUUGUAUCAGAUGCCAAUUUACCAGACUCAUGGCGCCAGCUUGGCCUGGAGGUCAUCACCACUCUCUCAGAAACGGCGCCAGCCAUGGUCAGGAAGUUCAGCAAAUUUAUUCCUCUACUGGUGCCCCAGGUGCUUGCUCUGAUGGUUGACCUGGAGAAUGACCCUGAUUGGUCAGUUCAAGACAAGGAUGAAGAUGAGGAUGAAGCUGACAGCAAUGCUAUUGCUGGUGAAAGUGCUCUGGACAGACUGGCAUGUGCCCUGGGAGGGAAGACAAUGCUGCCACACAUUGUCACAAACAUCUCACAGAUGAUGGCUCAUGAGGACUGGCGCUACCGUCAUGCAGCACUGAUGGCGAUAUCUGCAUGUGCCGAGGGCUGUCAUUUACAGAUGGAGACGAUGUUGGGGAACAUCAUGGAUGCUGUCAUGCCGCAAACAAAGGACCCUCAUCCUAGGGUGAGGUACGCUGCGUGUAAUGCCAUUGGUCAGUUGUGUACAGACUUUGGCCCAACCUUUCAGAAAAAGUUCCACCAGCGGAUAGUAUCAGAGUUGCUCCAGAUCAUGGACGAUGAGGCCAACCCUCGUGUGCAGGCUCACGGUGCUGCUGCCCUCGUGAACUUCAGCGAAGAUUGUCCUAAGCAUAUACUUGUCACGUACCUUGAUGUCAUCGUUAAUAAGCUGGAACAGGUUCUCAACAGCAAGCUGAAAGAACUGUUGGAGAAGGGUACGAAGCUUGUACUAGAACAAGUUGUCACAACACUAGCAUCUGUGGCUGACACUGCGGAGGAGAAGUUCCUACAGUAUUAUGAUAGGUUUAUGCCGUGUUUGAAGUAUAUCGUUCAGAACGCCACGACAACGGAGUUGCGGUUACUACGAGGGAAAACCAUUGAGUGUAUCAGUCUUAUAGGGUUGGCUGUUGGAAGGGAGAGGUUUAUGCAGGACUGUAACGAUGUGAUGCAGCUGCUGUUGAAGACACAAAUGGACCAGGAGGAAAUGGCGGACGAUGACCCACAGAUAUCAUACAUGAUCUCAGCGUGGGCAAGAAUGUGUAAGAUAUUGGGGAAGGAUUUCCAGCAGUACCUGCCACUUGUGAUGGGGCCAGUGCUCAAGGCAGCCUCUCUUAAACCUGAGGUUGCAGUUGUUGAUAGUGAAGACAUGAAAGCCAUGGAGAAUGACUCGGACUGGCAGUUCGUUACUCUUGGGGAUCAGCAAAGUUUUGGUAUUCGGACAGCAGGCCUGGAAGAGAAGGCAACAGCCUGUCAGAUGCUGGUGUGUUACGCAAGGGAGCUGGAUGAGGCAUUUGCUCCAUACACAGAGGAAGUUGUCAAGACACUAGUACCACUUCUCAAGUUCUACUUUCACGAUGAUGUUCGGAUCGCUGCGUCAGAGAGUCUGCCGUUCCUGAUCGGAUGUGCCAGUAUACGUGGACCAGAAUACCUUGCCCAGAUGUGGGACUUUAUUUGUCCAAACUUGCUUAAAGCUAUUGAGAUUGAACCCGAGCAAACAGUACUGCCCGAGCAUCUCAACUCUUUAGCAAAGUGUGUGGAGAAGCUGGGCAAGGGUUGUCUGACAGACGAGUACAUGAAACAGCUGGUGCAGUCUAUAGACAAGCUGCUGAAGGACCACUCGUCACGGCAGGAGGAGCGACAAGAGAAGCGGAAGGAUGAGGACUAUGAUGAACAAGUGGAAGAAUCUCUUUUGGAUGAGGAUGAUGAAGACGUGUACAUACUCAGCAAGAUAUCCGACAUCAUCCAUUCCUUCUUCGGGACACACAAAGACGCCCUUCUGCCGAUAUUUGAACAGAUCAUGCCACAUUUUGUCAAACUCUUGAACCCAGCUCGGUCGUGGCCGGACAGACAGUGGGCUCUGUGUGUGUGGGACGAUGUGUUGGAACACACUGGACCUAUCUCCAUCAAGUAUCAGGAGUUCUUCCUGAGGAAUAUGCUGGACUCCCUGGUAGACAAGUCCACGGAGGUGCGGCAGGCAGCAGCGUAUGGCAUCGGAGUCAUGGCCCAGUUCGGGCAGGACGUUUAUGCCGAUGCUUGUGCAGAGGCAAUUCCAAGGCUAGUACAGAUGAUCGAGAACCCCGAAUCUAAAUGCUCAUCAAAUGUGAACGCGACAGAAAAUGCCAUAUCGGCAGUGACUAAAAUAUGCAAAUAUAAUGCUUCCAAAGUGAAUGUGGAUGAGCUGAUCCCUCGAUUCAUCUUCUGGCUUCCCGUGACGGAGGACGAGGAUGAAGCGAUUCACAUAUACGGCUACAUGUGCGACCUCCUCACAUUGAACCAUCCAGGCAUAUUGGGAGAGAACAGCCAGAACCUGCCGCGGAUAGUGGCAAUCAUUGCUGAGUCAAUAUGUAAAGAGGUAGUUGCCUCCUCACAUGCCGUCUUUGGAAGAAUGCUGCAGAUUGUCAAUCAAGUGAAGGCAAAUGAGGAGGUGUUCCAGGCCUGCGUGGGAGCUUUGUCUCAAGAACAGCAGGAAGCUUUAUCUGUUGCACUAUCUAAAUGCUGAUUGGCUAGUUUCAACUUUUCCUUGACUAAUGAGAAAAGCACUUGUGUGAAUUGUGUACCGUUGAGGGCAUUUUUGAAUGAUUCUUGUGGGCUGUGAUUGGCCAGUUUGACUCUCUUUGAAUAGCCAAUCAGAGUGCUUGUUUCCCAAGACUAUCUAACAGCAUUGGACAGACUCAUCGUGGUGAUGCUGUGUAUCAACCUAUUGCUUUCUUGUGCAUUUCACACUUCAAGACAUAGAGCAACAGUUACUUGGCAGAUUCUCUGAUAAACUGACAGAGGAAUAUCUGUUGUCUUUUCAUCCCAAGCUGAAGAUUGUAGCUAUUUGAGUAAGAGGAGACAGUUUCUGCUUUCAUCCGCGCCAUUGGAUUGUUCCCAGUACUGUGAGACGCCUGCUGUAGGCUUUAAUAUACAACAGUUGUAGGAUAAAGCUUGUUUCUUUAACAUCCUUCUUAAGAAUUCUCGGAACAUUGCACAAUAUUUAGGAGAUUACAUUGGAUCUUAUUUUGAAUUUUCCUUUCUAUGGAAAACUUCGCAAAGAAACUGAAAUGUUCAUUCAGAUUUCUAAUAUGUUGAAACGUUACUUGUUUCAGUGUCAAAUAUUUAAUGUAUAUUUUCUUGAAGCUAUAUUAAAUUUAUUGUACAGAUCCUUGAACAUUGUAAAUGUUUUGAAUAUCCUGCAUUUGUGAAGAUGCAUGUCAUCUGGUCAGGAAGCAAGUUUCAGAUCAGCCUCUUGUUGUACAGAGUUUUAGAUGUAACAGCUGUGCAUAAUGCUUACUUGUGUUCAUGAAACUAACUGGACAACAACAAUCUCAGAACUCAAGUCCAUGGCCUGGACUUCUCAUGUAGAGCGCUCAAUUAUGUUGGCCGGGCAGACCAAAGUUGAUAAUCUUCAAAUGCAAGACUUAACAGAUUAUAUUUCAGACGUCAUUGAUUGAUUUAACUUCAAAGUUGUUGGUUGGUUCAUAGCUGUCAAAUGAAAUUAAGUGAGUUUUAUUUGGCAAAAGUAUUCAAAGAACAAAGAAUGGGAUGUUAUAUACAAGGUCAUGGUCACUUCCGAUCUUCACAAACACACAUCCACAUAGGCGGAUCCAAUGCACCCCCUUUUUUUCCUGAAAGUUUAUUAAAUGACCAUUGCAAUUGGCUGGUGUCAGUAAAAAUCACUCAAUUCUACAUUAUUAUGUUUCAUGCUAAUGCAUUCCUAUGACUUGUAGUCUAUUCUUACUGUACAAUUUGUAUCAGUGCAAUCUUCAAAAUUCACAUUUGUCUUGGUGACACAGAAGGUCCAGUUGUUAAAGCUGCCUCCAUUUUCUGAGUUGUUCCUUUCGAAUGUCAGUGUGUUUUUUCUCUGAUUCUCCCCAAUAUGUUUCUAGGUUUUUUGGGCUUUCCUCCCACAGGCACACUGUGAUGUAACUGAGAUAUUGUUUAUAACAGCAUUUAUAACCAUUUAACUCACUUUCGCUAGUCUAAGGCUGUUGGGUUCAGGUCAUGUCCAGUGAUACUAGUCCACAUUAUAAUUCUCAAUGCAUCCUAAUUGGAAUUGAAUGCCACGAAGAACAUGUAUAGUGCGUUUGGUUCAAAAUCGGACCGAUGAAUUGCAAUCUAACUCAAAAA